This is a messenger RNA of Aspergillus luchuensis, 1311 nucleotides long. RefSeq lists its product as uncharacterized. The transcript is spliced from 2 exons. The record is from RefSeq and is a predicted model, not a curated record. NCBI's taxonomy places the organism in Eukaryota, Fungi, Ascomycota, Eurotiomycetes, Eurotiales, Aspergillaceae. The coding region runs from base 1 to 1311 and encodes 436 amino acids.
AUGUCCUUUCCUUACUCCCAGGAUGCUCGCCGCCGGCGGGUCGGAGCCGGCGCCGGCUUCAGCUCCACUGGUAAUCGGACCGUCCUGGGAUACUGGGUGCCUCUAGCUGUCACCGUGGGCAUCGCAACUGUCAGCAUUGCAGCCUGGAUCUGGAGCGAACGCAGCGAGGACGAUGACGAUAAUAAUAACAAUAAUAAUAACGACCGCGAUACUACUAUCCCCCCUCCGCACGACGGCCGCUUCCCCGCCCCCGAGGGUUACCCUCAUGGCGAAUAUGCGGACGAUUACGCCCGUUCAACCGCCACGGAUAUACCAGGGGAUGAUGCUAGCAUGAUGGCGCGCAUGCAGGGUGCGCUGCGCCGCACUCCUAGUCCUCAGCAGAUCUUCGAUGGCGCUAGCAAGAAGGUUGCUGCGGGAGUCGCUGCCGCGGGAGCUUUCGUGGGUGGUGCGCUGACCUCGAUUCGUGAGGAAGAUAGGGGUGACUUUGAGGAUCAUUCUCGCUGGUCGGAGGAGGUUGCUUCGAGAGCUCAGCGCGCGGAACAGUCUGCGCCGACUAUGACGGGGGCGUUGCCGGUUCGUGAUGUUGGUGUUGGCGGCCCAGUGUCUGCUACGAAGAAGAGGACUGUUGCGAUUGUGGUCUCGUCGGAGUCUGCGCAGGUGGAUCCGGAGGAUAUCGUUUCUCAGCAUGUGUCUAUCCUUUCUCAUCUCCCUGAACAUGUCAACCUGGAUACGGCUAGGGUCUUCAUCAUGAUCUAUGCCCCCGGUCUCAAGCACGCCCCGAAGCAGGGAAACUCCUCUCAGCCGGACUUGUCUGUUGCCUCUUCCUAUUCCAACAUCGCCCCCGAAGAAGCUGUUGCGUCUGGUGAGCUUCCCGAGGGAGAGUCGUCUGCGGAAUCUCGCCAGGUCGAUGAGGAAGAGGGCUCUACACCACUGUUCAAGACGAUGUACACCCAGGCGCAGGCACUUGUGGAGAAGGAGAAUACCAUCAUGCCCUUCAGCACCGCGACAGGGUUUGUGCAUCUUCUUCGCCAUCUUUCUCCGGAGGUAGUGUAUGUUCAGGAGUCCCUUACCGGGGAAGCAGGAGAGCAUGUAAAGCUCUUCUCUGGCUGGGUUCGGGAGACGGUCAUCGUCGUCGGAGGCGAAAUCGGUCACGGUGGUCUUGUUGACAGCGACGAUGAGUCUGCUCUUGCAGACAAGGGCGAGAAAUGGUGGCAGAAGGAGGGUGUCACUGGCAUUGGCAAGCGGAUCAACGUGGUCGAUGUCCACCGCAUUGGUGAUGAUUGGAGGCGGAGGGUGUCUGGUCACGACUAG